CAGUUUCGUGACGAAGACAACAACAAGACGAAGGGGCCGAGGAGCGGGUCAUAUUGUCUUUCCUCAUCUUUAUCAAGCUCACAGUCCGGACCACGGGGGAGGGAUCCUAUCCCUAACUUUGUUUUUCUCUCUGCUCCAGACGUUUAUUUUUUCUUUGUUGGAUGCCACAUUAUUGAAUCCAGUUGCCUGCUGAGACUGAGAGGGCCGAGUGAACAGCAGCAAAGAAUGGCUGCAGUGGAAACAGACAAGGAGCUCAACGACUUGCUGGAUUUUAGCGCGAUGUUUGAGCCUCCAGUUUCAAAUGGCAAGAACCGGCCGACUACUCUCGCCAGCAGUCAGUUUGGAGGUUCAGGUAUAGAUGAGAGGAGUGGGUCCAGUCCCUGGGGGCCAGGAGAACAGAACAGUCCGUCUUUCCACCAGGGAAGGGGUUAUGAAGAAGAAGGCCUUUACAGUGAGCAAGAGAGUUUGGCCUCUGCUCCCAUAUUUGGAUCAGGGAUUGUUGGGAAGACUGAGCGAGGACCAUACUCAUCAUUUGCAACACAGCCCACCUUCCUGCCUAGUGAGAUACCCAUGCCUAGUCCUGAUGCCCUUUCCCCAUCUGGCCUGAAGCCCAACUCCCAAUUUUAUUCCUCCUAUGAAGGGAGCAACCCUCGCAGGAGACCCGCACAGGACCCCAUUGAACCACAGCCAAAAAAGAUCAGGAAGGUGCCCCCUGGCCUGCCCUCUUCGGUUUAUGCACCAGCCUCAGCAGAGGAUUUUAACAGGGAUGGUGCUGGCUACCCAGCCUCCAAGCCAGGAAACAUCUACCCACCUUUGUACAUGCAAGAAGGCCUCCACCCACCCUCCGACCCAUGGGGCUCUGUUGGGUCAAUGGUUCAGCCAGGUUAUUCUCCCAUGUUGGGCAACUCCCCCCAUCUGAGCCAGCAUGGCCCCUUCACUGCCAUCAACCCCCAAGACAGACUGAAACGGCAGCCACUACCCCUCUCUCCACAAAACUACCCCCUGCAUGGCAGUGAAGUGAAUGGGGCUCAUCCUGCUGGCUUCCACUCUAGCUCCAGUGGCUUUGGGGGCCCCAGUAGCCAUACACCCCCUAUUGCUGGCACUGACACUAUUAUGGCCAAACGAGGAACAGUGCCUGGGAGUUCGGGUGAUGAGAUCGGAAAGGCCCUGGCAUCUAUCUAUCCUUCAGACCCAAACAGUAACGCCUUUCCUCCGUCCCCUUCUACUCCCUCUGGCUCUCCACGGGCUGUAUCAGGCUCUACAUCCCAGUGGACUCGGUCCUCUGGCCAGGCCACACCUUCACCUAGCUUUGAGGGUGGAAUUCAGUCCAUGCAGAGUAAAAUGGAGGAUCGUCUAGACGAAGCCAUCAAUGUUCUUCAGCGUCACGCCAGCGGACAAGGAGUGACAGGAAUGGCUGAAAUGCACAGUCUGCUGUCGUCUGGCUUAGGGUUACCUCCAGGUUUCAGCAGUGCAGCACUUGGAUUGGUCAGUCGUCUGCCUGGACUGCUGUCCAGUCACCAUGAAGACUCUGUCAGCCUGCCCUCUAGUGGAGGACUUUUGCACAGUCACCAUGGCUCCACAUCUGUCCAGACAGGUUCACUGCCUGAAGGUUUUACCGGCCUGCCUGGUAACCUAAAUCGUUCCGAUGGUGGUGAUAUCAAACAGGAGGAGAGGGAAGAUGAGGAGAACUGCUCCGUUACUGACAAGUCAGGGGAUGAGAAGAAAGAAAUGAAGGCCCGCCUUCGAACAAGCUGCAGCAUUCUCUCUGUGAGUGAUGAGAACCUGACUGCCGAGGAGAAAGAGCAGAGGGAGCGUGAGCGCCGCCUAGCUAACAAUGCUAGGGAGAGGGUGCGUGUUCGCGACAUUAACGAAGCCUUCAGAGAGCUGGGCAGGAUGUGUCAGGUCCACCUGCAAAGCGACAAGGCCCAGACCAAGCUUGUCAUCCUGCAACAGGCUGUCCAGGUCAUCCUGGGCCUGGAGAAACAGGUGCGAGAACGUAAUUUGAACCCAAAAGCUGCUUGCCUGAAGAGGAGAGAGGAGGACAAAGUGUCGGGCAUGGACCCUCAGCUACAGCUGGGCGGGGGUCACCCUGGUCUCGGAGGGGAUGGACACAACCCUGUGAACCAUAUGUAAUUCUCAGUUCCUGUUGAUUGUACAGCCUUUGGAACACGUGGCCUUAAUGUAUCAUUGUCAUGCAUCUCAGUGUGUGUGUUCAACAACUUUUGGAGAGCACACACGCAAACACCUCAUUGCUGACAAAGCAGGUGGCCGCAUUCCUGACGAUGAAUACAAAAGUAACAAGCACAGUCAUACAGAAUAAAUCAUUACAUGACAAUACUUUGAACCAAGGACACUGGUUUGGGGACAGUGGAAGUUGGACAUUGUUUAUUAUCAUGUUUUUGUACAACAUUUUGAAAAAGUUGCUUUACAUGUUGGGGAGCAAAACGUUCUUGGAUCAAAUACAACUUUUCGAUCAAUUGAUCAUGUUGGCAAAUUUAGACUUUGUAUCACUGGAUAGUUAUUGGCAUUCCCAUCUGAGGAGGAGGUCUUACAUUCUUUACAAGCAGAGGGACAUAGAGUUUUUUGAUUUUAUGAUUGAACACAAUCUGCUUCAGUCCUAAAGCAUAGUGUUUGGUGAAGAGAAAUAUAGCCAUUUAUGUUAUCCUCUCAUGGGAGACAUCCUGCCGCUGACUGGGCAAUCAGAGAGCUGACUACUCUUUCUGGUAUGCUGGUAAUUCUGGCUGUAUGUUUUUUCUUGUUUUGUGAAAAGGUGCCACAGUCACAAACCUGUGGCUUCACAUUUUAUGGGAAAUAUAUCUUUCUUUUUAAAUGUGGAUCCCUGAGUCUUAUCUCUCGAAGACCUGUACAUCUGUUAUUGUCACUGCCAUGCAAGUGGGAUGGAAAAAAUGCUGGAGAGAGACUCACACCCAACUCAAACACAAAGACUCUUCACAAAUGCAGGAUUAACAGUGAUGUUGAAUCAAAUGCACCCAGGCAUCCCAGCCUUCCUUCUUUGAGGCUGCCUUUGGAUUUCACCCUCACAUGUUAAACCAUCAUGAUGUCAGUCACUCCGAGGCUCGGUCUCAAAUCCUCCGACUCUGAUACAGCCAGUGUCACAUCAUCCUGCCUACAUCAAUUCAUACUUAAAGUCACUGUUACAGUACGGUGGACUUGCUUAACACAAAUCUCAGAGCAAUUUGUGCUGUGGUAAAUAAUGUUUUGCUAGAGCAAAAUUAACUGAGUAUUAAAAGGGAUCAGGAGUGUUACUGCUACUUUGGCCACUGAUUGACUUGUUUUGAUUAUUGCUCUGUGUUGAGCACUUAUUGUUUUCUUUAUUUUGUCCCAUUUGAACAACUGCAAAACCUGUUGUAAGGAUCUUCCUUUUGUAGAAUUAAUUUCUUUUUUGUUGUUUUAUUUUUUUUACUUUGUAAGAUAGUUGUACCAGUUUUGUUUCAUUCAGAAUGCUUUCAUUUUUUUUUACAUUGUUUAAAUGUAAGACAAUUAUCAAUUUAGAUUCCAGGAACAAAUAUGAGGCGUUUUCCUUUGUGCCAGGUACUUAUAAAUGUUGGAAAUGACUAAAUUAUCUGGCUGUAACAUCACAUGUUGUGAUAUUACUCUUGAAAACAAAAAACAUAAUUCUUGUUUCAACACAAACCUGUCAGUCCGUUUGUUAUUGGAUUGUUCUAGUGUUUGUGACCGUUUUUCUUUAUAUCAAACAAUAUUUUCUCUUCAGCACUCCCUCCACUCCGCUUCCUGAUGUUCAGGUCUCUGAUGGGCUUGUUGAUUAGUUUGAGCGUAGGGAAGUAGGGGCACUCUGCACAAUCUGCAACAUAGCUCAUUGUUUCAUUGUGAUAUGAAGCAUAAAAUGAAUUACAAAGGGUGGCCUUAGUCAUUUUCCUGACUUUGGGAGUUUUGAUAGUGGUUACUCCCCAGUGCCUGAAUACUCCUCUGCUACAUGGUGGAUGAUGUUGCAUUUUAAGGAUUUAUAGGUUGUACUUUUUUUAAUAAUACAGAUAUAUACAAACAUAUAUACUUCACUAACCUCUGACAGUGUCUCAGAACAUCUAAAUGAGGGAUUACAUAAACAGACACUUCUUCCGUGUCAUUAGAUGUAAGUUGACUAAUAACCUGGUCUACAUUUUUGACACUGAUUAAUUUCUCAUCUUUUUAUGUACUGGUUUUGUUCAACAUAAUUUUGUCCUUGACUGGCAUGUGCAUUGAUGUAUGAUAUGUCCUUAUCAGCUUUAUCAUUGUAAGCUGAUACUGAUAUUUAGCAGUAUUUGUUUUACAACUACUUUCACAAACUUUGCCCCGUGGAGUAGCCUCAGACUUGGUCUUGUUGUGAUAUGGAAAAUCGCUACUGAAGACGUGGUAUUUCUUUACAUGAAAGAUUUGUCUAAGUAACCAAGUAUCAAAACAUGCACCUGAUAUUCUUUGUGAACAAGCCCUUUGUCCUCAACAACACAUGGCCUGCUACAGAUCUUUUUUUUUGUCUUCACUGAUGUUUGGGGACAACAUCUAUGUAGGCUACUUCCUCAAAGUGCCUCCAGUUUCCUAUAUUUUAUAUAUAAAGUAGACAUUGAGAACUGUUGUAUAUAUAACAGAAAUGUAGCAAUAAAUGUGCCAUUUUAAUAAUAAACCCUA
Monopterus albus (swamp eel) is the source of this 4644-nucleotide messenger RNA. RefSeq names its product transcription factor E2-alpha-like. Gene Ontology annotation, biological process: regulation of transcription by RNA polymerase II. The transcript has 20 exons. Gene Ontology annotation, cellular component: chromatin; transcription regulator complex. Gene Ontology annotation, molecular function: RNA polymerase II cis-regulatory region sequence-specific DNA binding; DNA-binding transcription factor activity, RNA polymerase II-specific; protein dimerization activity. The record is from RefSeq and is a predicted model, not a curated record. Lineage: Eukaryota; Metazoa; Chordata; Actinopteri; Synbranchiformes; Synbranchidae. The coding region runs from base 226 to 2133 and encodes 635 amino acids.